CAUCAUCUGUGAGUAGAGAAUCCAUUUCACAGCUGUAAAUCAACAACCUUUGUGACUUCAUUGUUUACAAACUACAAACUCAUCUGGCAUGUGCUGGGUGUGUGCAGUAGCAUAUGGAUGCUCUAUGUGAAGAGCUGGCGGGGGGUAGUAAACGAAGGCGCGGUGCAGGGGUUACUUCUAAUGCUACAAAAUCAAAUACUUCACUAAGUGAAUCAGCACCUGUCACUAAGCCUCGUAAAGGUAGAAAAUCAAAGUCAGAGAAAGAACUAUCUGCUACCUCAAUUCAAACAGAUCUUAUUCAAGGGUCUUCAAAACCGCAUAAAGUAGACUUGAACCCAUCAAAAAGUGAUUUUUCAUUAAAUGUAAAUUGUAGUAUAGUUGAGACUGCCAGCAAAGGUAAAGGAAAAUUAAAAGACAAACAACGAUCUUUGAGACCCAGAAAGUCUAAUACAUCAUUAGCUGAAGCUGAUUUAGAAGCUGCAGCAUUUAGAUUUGUUACAGAGACUUUUGACGAGCCUGUGGCAGAGACUGUUAUUUCUAAGAAAGGAAAAGGAAAGAAAAGAAAAGGUGGUGAUUUAUUACAAAUUUCACCAGAAUUAAAGAUUUCUGGAGAGAUAGGAGACAGCACAUCUGUGCCACCUUCCAAAGGUAAAGGGAAACACAGCAAAGGUAUUGACAAAAAAGAUAAUAGGGAAAAAUCUUCUAAGCCAUCAUCUUUAGCUGAUUCUGACGGUGUGCAUUUGUAUAGUGAUCUUGAAGAUUUUGUUGAAGACUUUGAGGAGCAUCUUUCAUCUAAACCAUCUAGUCCAAAAAAGCGUUGUCUUAGGUCAUCUUCAAACGAAGAAAAGGAGAGUAGCCCUGUGAACGCCUUACCUGGUCCUUCAAAUAAAUUAUCACCACCACUGCCAAAAAAAUUAGAUACUUCUUCACCUAGUGUUAAAAAGACUGAAGCUAGCAGAUCAAAAAAAUCCAAGUCUCCAAAAACUAAAGACAAAACUUCUAAAGAAGAAAAGUCUCAGCCCAAAGGAAAAACAAGAGGCAAAAAGACGGGAUCUUGUGCCAGUAACAGUGGGCGGCAGUCGUCUACAUCAAGUCGAGGAUCAGGACGUGCUGGUGCCAGCCGUGGAGCAAGUGUUGGAGCUAGAGAGAGAUCGGAUUUUAAUAAAAAUAGUAUAGCCACAACCACCGCUACAUUUUCAGCUAUGUCCUCAAAUCACCAACAACAGGAUGGUAACAGCAGUGGAGGAUCAAGGUCAAGGGAAGGAGGAACUGGUUCAGGAGCUAUUGUUCCACCUGAAGGCCAAGACUCUGUGUCUGGUAUGCCUUUAGGUGCUGUAGGUGGCACUGGUCCUGAUAAUGAAAGUGAUGAAUCAGACAUGAAUCGAUUGCAAGCUCUCCUGGAAGCCAGAGGAUUGCCAUCUCAUUUGUUUGGAGCAUUAGGACCGCGCAUGCAUCAAUUGUUGCACCGUACAAUGAGCGGAGGCACAUUGACAAAAGUUCAGCAUCUGUUACAAGGACUUCAGGCCACAGGGGAUGAAGCUCAACAGUUAUCAGCUGUUAUGGAUAUGUGCCAGAUUCUAGUUAUGGGUAAUGAAGACAGUUUAGUCGGUUUUCCAAUCAAGCAAGUGGUGCCUGCAUUAAUCCAGCUUCUGCAAAUGGAACAUAACUUCGAGAUGAUGAUUCAUGCUAGUCGGGCUCUUACAUAUAUGAUGGAAGCACUGCCACGGUCUUCAGCAUCUGUUGUAGAAGGUGUUGCUGUAUUUCUAGAAAAGCUUCAAGUGAUUAAUUGUAUUGAUGUAGCAGAACAGUCUUUAUCUGCACUUGAAACACUUUCAAAGCGGCAUGGAAAAGCCAUCCUGCAAGCUGGUGGUAUUUCUGCGUGUCUUAUGUUCUUAGACUUCUUUAGCAUUAUUGCUCAGCGUAGAGCCUUAAAUAUCACAGCCAACUGUGUUCAGUCUAUGUCAGCUGAUGAAUUCCAGUAUAUGAGGGACUCUUUAUCUUUAUUAAGCUCAAGGCUGACACAUUCAGAUAGCAAGUCAGUUGAAAGCGUGUGCUUGUGCUUUGCUCGACUUGUUGAUAACUUUCAGAAUGAUCAAAGACUUUUAAAAGAAAUUGCAGUGCAUGAUUUGCUGACAAACAUACAGCAGUUGCUAAUGAUGAGUCCUCCGGUUAUCAACACAAGUGUAUUUAUCACUGUAGUUAGGAUGUUGGUAGUGAUGUGUGCAAGCUGUCCUGAUUUGGCUGUCAUACUGCUUAAACAGAAAAUUGCUGAAACAUUGAGAUAUCUUCUGACAGGAUCUUCUGAAACAACUGAUCAGUGUUUUGAACUUGUGUCUAGAACUCCACAAGAGCUCUAUGAAAUUGUCAGUCUUAUAGGUGAGCUUCUACCCCGUCUACCAAGGGAUGGUGUGUUUACAGUAAAUAGCCUACUUGGAAAAGGUGGAAUUGUCAAUCAAGAUGGAGCUUUGUGGCAGUGGCAAGAUGAUAGAGCUUUAUGGCAUAUGUACUCCCCAAUUGAUAAUAAAAUUGUUGAGGCUGCCUAUCAAGCCGGUGAAGAAGAAGUUAGCUUAUCCACAAUGGGGAGAUCUUAUUUGCUGGACUUCAAUUCAAUGCAGCAAAUCAAUGAAGAUACAGGAACUGCAAGACCAGUGGUUCGUAAAGUAAAUAGCCUUGGAGUGUCUGGCCAAAACAGUGCAGCUGGAGACACAGUUGGUCAGUCAGAUCCUAAUGUUGAGAGGUGUGAUUCUAGAGCUGAAAUAUUAAAAGAGGAUCAGGAUUUGGCUUCCAAUUUUAUCCAAACUUUAUUUGCUGUAUUAUAUGAGGUGUACAGUUCCUCUGCUGGGCCCAAUAUUCGCCAUAAGUGCCUUCAAACCAUUCUGAGAAUGAUCUUUUAUUCUCCACCAGACCUUUUAAGAAAAGUUCUUGUUAAUCAGUCUGUUUCAAGCCACAUUGCCUGCAUGCUGGGCUCACCUGAUCUGAAAGUUGUUGUAGGAGCCUUACAGCUGGCUAAUAUUUUAAUGCAAAAAUUGCCUGAUGUCUACAGCAUUUACUUCAGGCGUGAAGGUGUGAUGCACCAAAUUCAAAAACUAGCCACUCAAGAGACAUCACCAUCGUCCCCUACAAAAUCUUGCCACUCUCCUGGCUCUUCACCAGUUUUAGGAUCUACAUCUGAUUCCAGUUGUGUGCUUCUUCCUCCUAUGCCAAGGAUGGAAGCUCCUGAAGUAGGAGAAGGAGAUGAUAUGUUUGCUGGUGGUGCUUCACAUCACUUAGAAGAGCCAUGUGCUUCAUCUGCCCAUAUGAAACUAAGUGAUGUUUUGAAAAGAAAAAGGCCACCUAGAAGAGGGCCAACUAAGAAAGGAAGUAAACUAGAAGAUUCAGGAUCAUUGGAUGUAUCUCCUAAGGGAGUUGGUUUACUGUUGGGUAGAAGUUCAAACAGAGGAAAAGCUUCAACUGGUAAAGAUGCUAGAUCCAGCUCAUCUAGUUCUAAAAUCCCUUUUUUAACUAAUCUAAAUCCACGUUCCUGGGGAAGAAUGAGUAACUCAGCUGAUAGACAGUCAUCAAUGAAGGAUAUGUUGUCUCAUAAGCAAAUGCUACCACCUAUGAUAGUCAACAAAGAAAAAGUGAAAGCAUGGAUAAAAGAGCAAUGUAAAAUUUUUAUGGAGAAAUACUUCUCAGCUGACAUUCAUGGAGAAUCUCAUCCAGCACUGGAUAUGCUCAAACGACUUUGUACUGCAACCAAAUGUCUUUCUUUACAGGGUGACAGUGGAUUAGAUUGCCUAUUGGAAAUUGCAACAAUAAUGAGAGAAAGUGAUGUGUCACCUUUUGAAGUGAUUCAUAGUGGCUUAAUCUCACAGCUUCUAGAAUAUCUUACAUCCACUUCGGGUGAUGUAAAUAGAGACAUAAGAAUUCGCAGAUUUCUUCAUGUUUUCCUAAACUUCCCACCUCCUAGUAUGGUAUAUAUGAAGGAGUCUCCAAUUGAGAAGAACAACACACCAGCUCUUUCAAAUCUUGUCUCAAAGUUAUUGGCAUGUUUACAUCAGCUGGAACAGUUUCAAGUAAAGGUCCAUGAUCUUCCUGGAGGGAGCAGUGGGACCAGUCGAGGGGGGAAUGCACUGAGAUUUUUUACUACGCAUCAGCUGAAGUGCCAAUUACAAAGACAUCCAGCCUGCACUACAUUAAAACAGUGGAAAGGAGGUCCUGUUAAAAUAGACCCUCUUGCUCUAGUACAAGCAAUAGAGAAAUAUUUGCUUGUGAGAGGAUUUGGAAAAACCAGGGAAGGUGCAGAUGAAGAUCUUAGUGAUGAUGAUAAUUCAGAUGAAGAAAUGGAGGAACAAAUGGCUUCAAUCAUGAUAUCUGCCACAUCUCCAAGACACAGGCUUGAAUUUUUAAUAGGCGACCAUAUUUUGCCGUACAAUAUGACUGUAUAUCAGGCUGUGAAACAGUUUGUUUGCCAUGGUGGUACAGAGGUUGGUGACUUUAGUGAUGGUGAUACAGACACACCCUUUGGAAAUACUAGCAUCUGGGUACAGACACACACUAUUUGGUACCGACCAGCAACAGAACAAGAGGAUAAUACAGCAACUAGUCCAAAGAAAACAAAGGCAGAGUCUAAAAGCUCUAAAUCUUCCAAGAAAAAAGAAUCAAGGGCAAGUAGUCCAGUCUCUCAGCCUGUGUUACAUAGCUUUCUGCAAGACAAACUACCUCCAUCUGUUACUGUUCAGGAUGCUUCAUUAGAAACAAUAGCUUUGUUGAGAGUUCUUCAUGCUCUUAAUAGGCAUUGGUCAUCAAUAUAUGAUGUACCAUUUCUACCAGCACAAAUACUGUCUUCUUCUGAGUUUAUGAGUAGCAAGUUGACAGCUAAAGCCAACAGACAGCUUCAAGACCCACUAAUAAUAAUGACUGGCAAUUUACCAAAUUGGUUACCAGAAAUUGGGCAAACAGCACCAUUCCUUUUUCCAUUUGACACAAGACAAAUGCUGUUCUUUGCCACAACAUUUGACCGGGAUCGUGCAGUUUUAAGACUGCAACAAGACCAAGCAGGUGAAAGCUCUAAUCAUGAUAGUGAAAGAGUUGGACCUCGUUUAGAUAGGAAAAGGAGAGAAGUAAGCCGAAAGGAUAUUUUGAAACAAGCAGAAAAAGUGAUGGAAGAUAUGGGUAACUCAACAAAUGCUCGAACGAUGUUGGAAAUACAUUAUGAGAAUGAGGUUGGUACAGGACUAGGCCCAACCCUUGAAUUUUACGCACUUGUUAGCAAAGAACUGCAGAGAUCUGACCUUGAACUCUGGCGAGGGGAAAGUAUAGCUGCUACAAACCCUGCUGAUCCCAAUUUGAAAGUUGAAUAUACUCACUCAGCAUCCGGCCUUUUCCCAUUGCCUCUUCAUCGAAGUUCUAAAGCAGCACAGAUCAACAAAGUGAAAGCUAAAUUUAAAUUUUUAGGCAAAUUUAUGGCAAAGGCAUUAAUGGAUUCAAGAAUGCUCGAUCUGCCUUUGAGUCGGGUGUUUUACAAGUGGAUAUUGGCACAGGAGAAUUCACUUUCUUCAAGUGACCUGUAUUAUGUAGAUAAAGUUUUGGCUCAAUCUUUUCAGCAGCUAGAAAACAUUGUUCAUCAAAAGAAACAAAUUUUAAAUGAUAAAUCAUUAACAGAAGAAAGUAGGAGGCAAGCUCUUUUAAAUAUAUCCAUUGAUGGAUGCUCACUUGAAGAUCUUGAUCUGUAUUUUGUAUUACCUGGAAAUGAAAAUAUUGAGUUGUGUAAAGGUGGACGUGACAUUCAAGUUUGCUUGGAUAAUUUAGAGGAAUACUUACAACUUGUGCUGCAUUGGAGUCUGGUAGAGGGCAUCAGUAGACAGUUUGAUGCAUUUAGAGAUGGCUUUGAAUCUCUUUUCCCAUUAUCAACAUUACAGUAUUUCUACCCUGAAGAGUUAGAACAACUUUUCUGUGGCAACAUAGCUGAUGUGUGGGAUGUCAGAAUGUUGAUGGACUGUUGUAGACCCGAUCAUGGCUACACUCAUGACUCACAGGCAGUCAAAUUUCUCUUUGAAGUGCUCAGUAGUUACAACAAUUCUGAGCAGAGGGAAUUUUUACAGUUUGUCACUGGUUCACCAAGACUCCCAGUUGGAGGUUUCAGGAGCUUAAAUCCACCUUUGACAAUUGUUAGAAAGCAACCCGAGGGAUCUGAUGAUCCAGACUGCUAUCUUCCUUCUGUUAUGACUUGUGUCAAUUAUCUAAAACUUCCAGACUACUCAUCCAUUGAGGUGAUGAGAGAGAGGCUUAGUAAAGCAGCAAAAGAAGGACAGCUGUCAUUCCAUUUAUCUUAGUAAUAUAAACUGAUGGAUAAUUGGAAAUUAUAAAUGUUCUCAGGCUCAGCUUAAGUUCAUUCAGUUUUUUUAAAAUGUACAUACUUCUUAAUAUAGUAUUUUAUCCAUGAAUACAAGUAAUGAUUCCAGUGGUAAAAAUAACUUUUAUUUAGAUAAUAAAUUGAUAAUAAAUGUUUGAAAAUAUUUUGUUUAAUCAAUGUAAAUACAAGUCAUUGCUAUUUAAAGAAGGAAAAUUCAUUUAUAAAUAUGAAUGUGUGUAUACACAUGUGUGUGUGUGUGUGUGUAUAUAUAUAUAUAUAUAUAUAUAUAUAUAUAUAUAUAUAUAUAUAUAUAUAUAUAUAUACAUACACACAUAUAUAUACACACACACACAUUAGUAUAUGCCUCUGCUAAUUCAUGUACACAGCCAAAUUUCAAUACAUAAAUUAUUUCAUAAUCUCUGUACAGCAAAUAUAAAAAAUGCUGCAUGUUUAAAUAUCUUUACUGUAUGAAAGGGAAUCUAUAUAUUUUAAAGAUGUGGUAAAGUUUUCUUAUUAAAAGCUGUUUGUGAAUUAUCAAAUAAAAUGGAAAAACAUUUUGGAAUAGUUAGCUUAUUUAUCAGUUUGCCCAAUUUUACAAUUAUUAACAUUUUAGUAUUUCACAUUCAUUCGAUGCUCAUGUGUUUAUUCAAAGUGUAAUAUCUAUAGUACAAGAAAUGCACAAAAAAUAAAUGAUGCUGGGUUUUCAAAAGAAUUAUAUUGGCAAGUAAAAGUUUAGUUUUUGCUUAUAUAAUUAUCUUUAUUAUUGUCAUCUAUUAGUACCAAGCAAAAACUGUUUUAACAUGCUACCUAAAAGAAGUAAACACAUUUAUUCAUUUAAAAUAUGAAGUUAGGUUGUGCUUUUAAAUUGUUUUUAAUUAUAAUAAUUUAUUAAGAUAACACUAUUUCAUUAUAUUCUUUUGCAUUGUUUUUCUUUCUUACAUUAAUUUUUCAAUGAUUUAUUGUGACAAUUGUUUUCCGCACAGUUUCUCUGUGUAGCUUAUAUUGUUUUUAAUGUAUUAACUACUAGAGAAAGACUUUUAGCUACAUAUUGAUGAAACAUUACUUAUAAAAUAAGUUUUGAAAAUUACCUUUUGGUAAAUUAUGCAAGUUGCACAGAUUUACAGAAGCUAGAGAAGCUUUACAUUUUACCACAUUUUAAAAAUAGAAUUAUUCUUUAAAAUGUCAAACAUGUUAAGUACAUCUAUACUAAAACAAUUUUCUUUCUGUUGGUAAAAACAGUUGUGUUAAAUUUGAUUUUCUAACUUAUAAAGAAUUAUUUCAUCUUUCACUGUUUUAUACAAUUAAUAAAAGCUUUUCUGUAGCAGACAACACAUACAUUAGACAGUAAAAAAAUAUAAGCCUGACCAAAUAACCAAAUACUGGAAAACAUGCUGAUUGAAAAAAACAAAUCUAAUGAACAAGCAUAUAUAAUAAGUUCUUAGUAUGAAGAAAAUUUGGCAUUGAAUAAAGCAUAUAUUGGUAUCAGUGAAUUAAAAUGAAUGUACUGCACUAUCACAUGUUUUAUUAUGUCACCCAUCAGCUUGUUUUUAAGGAAUUUAAAGACAAACCAUGUUUCAACUUUCUGCUUAAUGAUAUAAUCUAUUAUUAAAGUUGACAUAUCAAAUGUAUGUUAUGAUGCUUAGGCUAGGUAAUGAAAAUGUACCAAUAUAAUAUAUGGGUACAUAUGAAAAUGUACCAAUAUAAUAUAUAGGUACAUAUCAUAUAUGUUAAAUGUCUAGAAGUUUUAAAACCAUUGAAUUCUAGAGUAAUUAUGUCCUUAAUGCAAUGUAUAUCCCAAUCACUUAAUCAUCUGUAUUUGAGAAUCAAAGGGCUUGUCUAGUGCAUUGAGUUCUUGUAGUUUUAUUUUAAUUUUUAUGAAACUUACAUGGCAUUCUUCAUGGAGUUAGAUCUAUUUUAGUGCACAGCUGUUAAAAUAGAUCUAAUAUACCAUAGCCAAUUAAUUGUCUUUAAUAAAAUAAAAAAUUCUUCAAGUAUUUUGUUAGCCAUUUUAAUGCACAUUUUAUUGAAGUUAAUCAUGUGUGUAAAGUAAUUAACAAUUUUUAAAAAUGUUUUAGUUUUAAGUUUUUUAUUUAUCUGGAUAAAUUUGGACAGAAUGAAUAACCACAGUUUAUUAACUUUAGUAUUGCAUAAUUGAAUUAUUGUUAAGUUGAGAGCUACUUUGUUUCAUCAUGUUGUGAAGUAAACAGUUAUGCCAUUUUAGUUGCUUCAACAGUAAGCAAUGAGAACUGAAAAGUCAGCAUGUUUUAAAAUGUUCAUAGAAGUGAUGUGUGACAAAGUGCAUGGAAUCUUUAGGCCAAAAACUCAUUCAAUCAUCAGUUAAGGAUUUUUCUUACAGUUCUUUCAAAAUUUAGUUUUUUUUGUGUGUACAUAUUUCAUGUUUAAUACAGUGUAUAUAACAUUUAAUUCUCAUUGUGUGCAUAUAUUACCUUGAUUGUAGUAACCAGUUAACAUCUACCAUACUUUAUUUGACAAGUUGAGUUAAUUUUUUAAUGCAUUCAAAAUUUGUUUGUCAUUCUUUUCUUCUAAAUACACCUCGUUGUUUUGAAUUGUUUUCCUUAGUGGCAAAUGUAUUACUAACAUUGUAUCCUGUAGCAGUGUAGAUAAAAAAAAUUUGACUAGAAGAGCUGUGAAAAAGUGCAACAAUUUUAGCACCUCAGUCAAAUACAUAACAAGCAAUAUUUUUUAGUGUUUAUAUGUCCUAUCAGAUCAGUGAUCCUCAAGCUGAUAAUUUUCAUGCCACCAUUUUUACUUUCUCGUAUAUACGAAGUAUAGAGAAAGUAUUGUAAUCGUGCACAAAAAUAACUUGAAAUUUUAACAAUUUUCACCGUAUUACACCUCAGUCCUUCAUCACAUCCGAAGUAUAGAGGACUUAUUUUAAUCGGACAAAAAUGAUCAAUCCAGAUUUAUCAAAAUUAAGAGGUUUUAUGCGUAAUCCAGUCUGAAAAACUGGGCUUUGCAAUUCUGUCCGUAUGUCUGUGUGUCUGUGUGUGUGUGUGUCCGUGUGUAAACACGAUAACUUGAGUACCGUUACAGCUAGGUGGAUGAAAUUUCAUAUAUAAGUAUUUUAUCAAAAUCGUAGAUCCGUAUCAACUUUUGAGCGAUUUCCGAUAACCGGAAGUGGUACUUUUUCUACUUUGAAUUUUUCAAAAGCCUAUAACUUGAGUACUAUUUCAGAUGGAUAAAUGAAAUUUCACAUGUAAGUAUAAGAUCUAGUUAUCUACCUUCUGUCAAAUUUUGAGUAAUUUCCGUUGCCCGGAAGUACUAAUUUACGCUACUUCCGAUUUCUGAAAAAAACGAAUGUAAAUUUUUAAAGUACUAAUAAUAUUGCGCACUAUUAUGCGCUUUUUUAUUUCGCGUUCACUUGGUGUGCAGUCUUUUGUCUACGAGAUUUUAUUCUUAUUUUAAAAUGGAUUAAAAAUCAUGUCUAUAGCCCGAGUUCUCAUCCCCUGUUUGUUUAUAUAGGAAUAUUCGAGAAAGUUUAGGGGAGAUCACUCCCGGUUUAUUAUUUAAAAGAGCAACUUUGUCUUUUUUGCUGUCUUUUUAUGGUCACACCUUUUUUUUUUGAGAACCAAUGGAGCAGUCCGUUUACUUAUAGAACAGUGAAUGCCAACAUCUAAAUUUUCUUUUGUUUCAUUCAACUAUAGACUUUUGUAAUAAUCCUUUAUCGUGGAAAGUAUUCAUUAAGUGCUGAUUGUCUAUUAGAGUUUAGAAUGCUGGAGUCCAUUUGAUGCUUGCUAGCUAAUGCUAGUGUCAGUGAUUAGUUCACCCCAGACAAUUGUUGCUUCAUACAUAUUUCAAUGUUAUAUUUUAUUUGUCGGCUAUUUUUUAUUUACUUGUCCAUAAUAAAAUUGAGGGCUUUGUUUUUUGUGUAUAGGGUUUAAUCUAUAUUUAAAAAAAUUAAUCUCCCCCUUUUUUGCACUGUGGUUGCCUGGUUGUUAAGUUAACUGAGUUAUGGAAUACAGUGCAGCAGUUAAACCAGAUUUUUAAAAUUCUCAACUUUCAUGGUUACUUUCUUUGAUUUUAAAUUGCAUUAGAAAUAUGCUAAUACUCAAUCCUAGACAUCUGUGUUGAAUCCAUCUGUUUAUAUUGUAAAGAAAUGUAUUCAACUAAGUAAAGUAGGCUAAAAAAUCAGGAUAUUUUUUUUAAAAUGCCAGUUCCCGUUGUUUGAGACUACUUUAGUAUAUUUGGUAGCCUUAAAGGUGUGGCAAAUGCCUAAUUAACCAGUGGUUUACUGCCAACAUCAAGUUGAGGAUCACUGAUUUUUGACAUGUUUAGUGGUAUACAGGGGUUAAUUCAAGCUACAGUUUAACCUUUUUAUUUUGUUUGCUGCAUUAGUUAAGGUUUCUGCUUUGUGUAGUCAUAAAAAUGUGAUUGUGUAUGGAAAGUUUUCUGCAUAUUCCUAUCUACAUUAAAGUUAUUGAACACUGA
This is a messenger RNA of Physella acuta, 10783 nucleotides long. Its product is annotated as E3 ubiquitin-protein ligase TRIP12. Gene Ontology annotation, biological process: protein polyubiquitination; DNA damage response; proteasome-mediated ubiquitin-dependent protein catabolic process. NCBI's taxonomy places the organism in Eukaryota, Metazoa, Mollusca, Gastropoda, Physidae. Gene Ontology annotation, molecular function: zinc ion binding; ubiquitin protein ligase activity. The record is from RefSeq and is a predicted model, not a curated record. Gene Ontology annotation, cellular component: nuclear speck.